GUUUUUAAUCAUCACUUUGUUACCAUAUUUGUUGGCCUCAGGUCACUGUUUGUCCCUUAUUUCAAAGACUUGCUUGAUGGCUGUGUUCGAGGUCUCGAUGAUGCCGGAGAUACAAAAACUACCCUGACCCAGAAGAAGAAGAAGGCAAAGCUUAAUGAUACCACAACGGACAAAGAUGGUGCAUUAUCUAUUCAAGUGUGGCAUCGUCGUGCUUUGAUACUGUCGGCUCUGCAUAAAUGCUUUCUCUAUGAUAGUGGGAGUUCGAAGCUUCUCAAUUAUUCUGAAUUUGAGGAUCUUCGUAAAGCCUUGGUAUCGCAGCUUGUUGUUGAGCCCCCAGUGUCAUUAAAAAAGCAUGCUAAUGUACCAUCUGUAGAAGAAGUGGAUGAUUCGCUGGUUGCAUGCAUUGGUCAGAUGGCUGUUACUGCUGAUUCAGACCUUUUCUGGAAGCCAUUGAAUCACGAGGUUUUGAUGCAAACUCGUAGUGAAAAGAUACGGGCCCGUGUGUUGGGAUUAAGGAUAGUGAAAUAUCUUGUAGAGAAGUUGAAGGAAGAAUAUUUGGUACUUCUGCCAGAAACUAUUCGGUUCUUGGAUGAAGUGCUGGAGGAUUCCGAGCUGCCUGUGAAAUCACUUGCACAAGAUAUUGUCAGGGAAAUCGAAACUAUGAGUGGUGAAAGCAUUAGGCAGUACCUCUGAUGUGAUGAGCCAAAUUCCAGACUGGAGUGGAGGCAUAUGUGACCGAAGCCCCAAAUCUAUCGGGGGCGCGCGCGGUCCUCUAUUACAAAUUUUGUCAGCAGUUGUAUCUGAUCUCGUGUAGAAUAUAGUAGUACUUGCUCUUUUGCGAAGGGCAAUUUUUAUAUUCAUAUUUAUAUUUGUGUAGUAAAACAUUUUUUUUUCUAUUCGUUGAAGUUUUUUGCACUGGGGGCUUGUUUGUUGAGGGUUUUUGUUGUUCCGUGCCGUUGGGCAUGGUUGUUAUUAGAUAAUUUUUUUUUGGCGG
Messenger RNA from Erythranthe guttata (spotted monkey flower), 994 nucleotides. Lineage: Eukaryota; Viridiplantae; Streptophyta; Magnoliopsida; Lamiales; Phrymaceae. The record is from RefSeq and is a predicted model, not a curated record.